AUGAACCCAAGUCAAGAAGAUCGCGUGUACCUCGAUCGUGUGUACCUCUAUCCCGGCGUUAUCGACAACAGCAGCCUCCCUCCCGCACUACAACUCCAUCUCAGUGACGAUGAGGAACAAGCCGCGUCCCGCCCCUUCGCUCUCGAGACGCUCUUUCAGGCCGGCCUGCCCCUAUUCCUUGAUCCACCCGCUGAUCGGAUCCCCUUGUCUCCGUUGUUGAACAACGGCUCCGGUCGCUAUCCCCCUCCUGCGCCCCUUCCUGUGCCCCCGGGCCUUCCUGCUCCCCCCCCUGCUCCAGUCAACGCCCUGCCACCAGCCCGCUCAGGGGCGCAGUUGAAGGCAGCAAUCAGCCCUAUCCUCAGCGGCAACACCCCGACAGAGGACAAAAUCCUCGCAAUUAAUGGUGUCCUGCUGGAGGAGACCGCCGGGGUGGGUCACAGUGUGGUGGAGAGUCGGCGCUAUGUCGAGAAUCUCUUGGCGUGGUGGUUCGCCCGUUGCCGCCCUACCAUUGACGAAGAGCUCACCGGGCUCUCCAUACCGGAAGUCCGGGCGUCCUUGGGCUAUACAAAGGCCCUCAAUAAUGUGAAGGGCCAGCGCGUUAACCACAGACACAUGUUGCUGUGGGUAUUGGUACGCUUCAUCCUAACGUUCGAUUUCUACCUUCGAAAUGAUCAUAGGACGUCCAGAAGAGCCAUCAGGGACCAUUUCGUGCUGGCCGAGGCGCUGCAACCUCUCGAGAACAAGAGCGAACCGAAUGCCUACCACUCCAUAGCCCUCGAUGUCUGCGCUCUUCAUCUGCUCAUAGAAAAUGCGAAGACAUUGCAAGCGAUGCAGUCCAGGUCUGCGACGUUCAUUAGAGGUCUGUACAGUCCCAUCUCCCCGAACGAGAGCAGGGCAUGGGGUGGUAAGAGAUUGCCAAAUCUUGUGGUAUGCCAGGGCUAA
Fomitopsis serialis is the source of this 942-nucleotide messenger RNA. RefSeq lists its product as uncharacterized. The transcript has 5 exons. The record is from RefSeq and is a predicted model, not a curated record. Lineage: Eukaryota; Fungi; Basidiomycota; Agaricomycetes; Polyporales; Fomitopsidaceae. The coding region runs from base 1 to 942 and encodes 313 amino acids.